Cladocopium goreaui is the source of this 1072-nucleotide messenger RNA. Lineage: Eukaryota; Dinophyceae; Suessiales; Symbiodiniaceae. The record is from the annotation of a GenBank genome assembly.
AAGCAACGCAUCUCUUCGGCCCGGCGCCAUGCCGCCAGUGCUCCGCAGACUGACUCGCUCUGUGCAGAGACGGAUGCAGUCCUUCUUCGAUGGCACCAACCGAGAGGCAGAUGAGAACCCAGAUCCCUUGCUGGACGUGGUGCAGCAAUACCCAAUUGAGGCAGCAUGGUUCAUCAAGGUGGUGAUGUUCUACGGCAGUGUGUCCAGCUUGGCCACGAUUGUGCCCUGCGGACUUUUCCUCUUGGCGUUUUGGGAGCCAUGCAGGCUCUGCAAUCGGCCGCUCCGGUGUUGGCUUGCAUUGCACUGCUUGCUGCAGCUGAUGCAAGCGCCAGUACGUAUCGUUUUCUACCUGCGGGUGCGUGAAAUUCAGCGCUUGGACGGUGACAUCCAGGAGUGCAUGCGGCAACUGACUCAGGCACCGGCAUGGCGUACUAGCAAGUUCGUGUCCAUUGCCAGCUACGCUUGGUUCGUGCUUGGAGUGGUGUGGCUCCUGAACUCCACCUACUGCGACUCGUGUCCUGGGCUCUACAGGCUUUCGUUGGGGGUGGUUGUAGCCUCCUUCUUGAAGCUGCUCAUGACUCUGGUGGUUUUUAAUCGAUGCUUUCCGGUCCGUGGCGAGGCUUCUCUGCAAGCAAAGCCUCGAGGGGCCACUCAGGAGUUAAUCGACUCGUUGCCUCUCUUUGAAUUCGGAGUCGAGGAGGUUGAGGUGCGGCGGGAAGGUCGACGUCGUAGCGACAGCAGCUGUGCCGUUUGUCUCUGUGAAUUUGAAGGUGCCGAACAACUGCGACGCCUGCCUUGCAACCACAGCUUUCACCAAAGCUGCAUCGACCGCUGGCUGCGGUGGAAUCAGGUUUGCCCCUUGUGCCUGCGCGAUGUCCAGGCGCCGGCGGACGCUUCCUUGAGUCGCAAGUUGAAAGAGGUGAAAUCCGACUGAAAAACCUAGUUUUGGUCAUCGCUCCGCUAGCAGGAUCCAGACUUGGCCUGACACCAGGAAAAGAUCAUCAGACACAAGUUCUGUGGUGAAGAUCCUGUAAUUUUCAGUUGUUUUUUGGCUAUCUUGAGAAGUGGUGGG